CGAAUUGAGAAAAAAACUGAAACGUCAAAGACAAAAAAUGGAAAACUGAUCGAGUCAGUGAAGCGUAAGAAAUUCAAGAAAUGUAGUUUUCUGUCUUAUUAAUUAGUUAAAUUGGUGUUAUUUAGGAUACGGUGUCUAUUUAUUAAAUAUUUAAUGAUAUUACUAUGUUUUAUUUAUUAAAUUCGGAAAAUCCGUUAGCUUAAAUUGAGGUUACAAUUUCGAAAAAGCAAUAAAAAUGAGGGGCAAAGCGAUUAGUAUUAGCAGCGAUAGCGACGAUGAUGUACCAUUGAAGAUGGUGAAGAUCAUCGGUACCAAGGAUCCUAACUCAUAUGAGAGUUUACGGAAACAUUAUCCUGAAGCAUGCGAAUUCUGCGACAGAAUCUCGAAGGAUAGGUAUUCAAGUUUAAUACAUAAUGUCAAGCAUAUAAUUAUACCGCUACUUAAACAAAAUAUAUUACAAUGUACUGAAUGCCUACACUGUUUCACAAGCAAGACAGAUUUAUUUUCGCACACGGUGAAUAAACAUCCCGAUGUGCCUAUAACCAAUUUUCUAGUCAACAAUAGUGAAUUAAGUAAUACGGAACUUCAGAUAGCUAAUAUCACAAGUGUAAAACAAAGAAAUGAUAACAAUUCUAGCGAUAAUUCGUUUAUUGAAACCCUUGUACCUGAUGAUGGGCUGCCAAUCAAAAGUCGUUUGGUUUUCGAAGAUGAUGAAGUUACUGUGGACUGUUCCCAAGUCCUAAAUGAUCUCACAACUGAUUGUAAAGUCAACAUAGAGUUAUUUAACGCGCCAUGGCUAAAAGAAAAUGGAGAUUGUUCCAGUACUAGUGUACAUUAUGACGAGCUUAUGAAGCCAGGGGUGUAUAGAUGUAGGAAAUGCAGUAAAAGUUUUCCUGUGAGGUGA
Spodoptera exigua (beet armyworm) is the source of this 904-nucleotide messenger RNA. Lineage: Eukaryota; Metazoa; Arthropoda; Insecta; Lepidoptera; Noctuidae. The record is from the annotation of a GenBank genome assembly.